AUUUCCUUUCCUUUGCCACUAAGUUUUUAUUUUGGGUAUCCUUUUGAUCGUUCCGGUCCCUCCCCUUCCUCUCACGUUGAGGGCGUGGGAUUCCAAACCUUGUCCUGACGCUGACGAGUUCUGUCUUCUGUGUACUCAGUCGGAGAAAUGGAUUGGAAUUUGAGGUUCCGGACCAAACCAAAGUCACCCCUUUUCAUUUUCAAUAAUAAUAACAACAACAGUCUGUAACCCAACUGCCCAAACUACCUCAUUAAUAUCAUAUUGUUUGUUGGGACUCCAUUUCCCUUCUUCUCCUCCUUUUCUGGUGCUUGAUGUGUUUCUGAACAACCCAAGUGCUGCUUCAUUAGCUCUGCAAACUUUUGGUGUUCCAGCAAACCAAUAUGGUCGAUUUGCCUUUCCCUCCUGGUCUUGUAUCCAUCAUGGACACUGUCAGCCCAACCUGGCUGACAACCAUCUUUUUUGGUAUCAUUAUGUGCAUAAUUGUUUAUAAAUUAACAGGUUUUCUUAGCCCCUUGUGCUUCAAAGGAUAUGACAAACUCAGCAAAGCAGAACAAAUUGAAUGGAACAACCGGGGUUUCUCUACAUUUCAUGCUCUUAUUGUUGCUUCAGCUUCUUUCUACCUCCUGCUGUUAUCAGGUCUUUUUGAUGAGGAUUCUCAAGAUGAGUUAAUCAUUAAUAGAAACUCAAUUGUAUCAAACUCUGUAUUGGGGAUCUCAGUUGGCUAUUUUCUGGCAGACUUGGCAAUGAUUCUUUGGAAUUUCCCAGCUUUGGGUGGGCUGGAGUAUGUCCUGCACCAUGGACUAUCGAUGUAUUCAAUGUUUCUCUCCCUCAUAAGUGGUCAAGGACAGAUUUACAUACUAAUGGUUCUCUUCUCUGAGGCCACAACUCCUUUUGUAAAUUUAAGAUGGUACUUGGAUGUUGCUGGUAAGAAGAGCUCUAAAAUGUACAUCUGCAAUGGAGUUUUAUUGUUCCUAGGGUGGUUGGUAGCAAGGAUUCUUCUGUUCAUCUGCUUAUUCACUCACAUGUUCAUCCACUUUGAUCAGGUGAAGAAAAUAUUUCCUUUGGGUUUCUAUAGCAUACUCUCAGCGGCACCUAUAAUGGCAGUGAUGAAUGUGGUUUGGUUUUGGAAGAUAGCAAAAGGUUUGAUUAAAACUCUUUCUAGAACAAAAAGACACAGUCAGUGAUUUUGUUCCAAUGGUGGCUUUGCACUUCAUAUUCUGUAUUAAAAGAUAGGAAUUAAUUUUGGAACAGCAAUUAUUGUGAAUGGUUAAUGCUGUGCUUUAGACAUAGUAAUUAUUGUUCUAGCAAAUGUACAUUUCAUUUGAUUCUUAA
Messenger RNA from Hevea brasiliensis (rubber tree), 1332 nucleotides. RefSeq lists its product as uncharacterized. The transcript is spliced from 9 exons. The record is from RefSeq and is a predicted model, not a curated record. Gene Ontology annotation, biological process: lipid homeostasis. NCBI's taxonomy places the organism in Eukaryota, Viridiplantae, Streptophyta, Magnoliopsida, Malpighiales, Euphorbiaceae. Gene Ontology annotation, cellular component: endoplasmic reticulum; membrane. The coding region runs from base 381 to 1184 and encodes 267 amino acids.